AUGGAUGUCAAAAAUGCUUUUUUCCAUGGUGAUCUUAAAAAAGAUAUUUAUAUGAAACCUCCACCUGGUUGUGUUCUUCUUUUGGUGUAUGUAGAUGACAUUAUUAUCACACGAACUGAUUCUUCACUAAUCACUAGCCUCCAGCAGCUUAAAGAUUCUUUUCAUAUGAAAGAUAUUGGUACUCUUACUUAUUUUUUGGGUUUGGAAGUACAAUAUGUUGCUUCAGGUGUGUUUCUAAACCAACACAAAUAUACUCAGAAUCUGAUUUCUUUGGCUGGUAUACAAGAUUCUUCCACUGUAGAUACUCCAUUAGAAUUGAAUGUGAAGUAUCGUCGUGAGGAAGGAUAUCUUCUUCUCGAUCCAACUAUGUUUCGACAAUUAGUUGGGGGUCUAAAUUACCUUACUAUUACUCGGCUUGAUAAACAAGUUAGUCAAUUUAUGCAAGAACCCCGUCAUCUCCACUUGGUGGCUGUUCGUCGCAUCAUUCGUGAUUCGGAUUGGGCGGGAUGUCCUAAUACUUGUCGUUCAGUCUCUAGUUGGUGUAUGUUUCUUGGAGAUUCAUUGAUAUCUUGGAAGAGUAAAAAGCAAGAUCGUGUGUCAACUGCUUGCUACGAGGUUGUAUGGCUUCGUGGAUUACUUGCUGAGAUUGGAUUUCCUCAAUAUCAUGAUACUCCUCUCCACGCUGACAAUAUAAAUGCUAUUCAGAUUACUACUAAUCUAGUUUUUCAUGAGAGGAUCAAACACAUCGAAGUGGAUUGUCAUUAUAUAUGA
This is a messenger RNA of Solanum pennellii, 771 nucleotides long. RefSeq lists its product as uncharacterized. The record is from RefSeq and is a predicted model, not a curated record. Lineage: Eukaryota; Viridiplantae; Streptophyta; Magnoliopsida; Solanales; Solanaceae. The coding region runs from base 1 to 771 and encodes 256 amino acids. The transcript is spliced from 3 exons.